ACCCAUGAACACCCCUACCCCAUCUCUCUCUCACUCUCAGCUCACCACGGUUCACCGUCACCGCCUUUCGCCGGGUCUUCCGCGUCGUGUGCUCACGGCUCGCCUCCCUCCUCCGUUUGUACUCGGCUGCUCGCGCCUCCCUCCGCCAGUGAGUGCUCGAGCUCUGCGUGUUUGUUGCUGCUCGUCGUCCGUGGUUGUCUCUUCUCGAUUCUGCCUCUCAGUCUCACUCGAAUCUCGUCUCAGUCACACUGCCGGCGUCUCAUUGUCUUGUCGCCGGUGUCUCAACAUCUCAUAGUCUUCCCUAGGCGCCUCGUCGCCGGCGGUAGAAGCAACUCGUGUGGUUGUCCCUUGCUUCGUCACCUUCCUUGGGGUCGUCGCCGUGGACCGUGGACCGUUGUGUUCUAUUGUAAAGACAGUUCUUCAGGAUGCAUGCACUGAGAGUUUCUCCUUUACUUAUUGCUAAAACAUUUCAAGCAAUGGAAAUUCCAUCAAGCACACGAAGCACUGUGGUGUGUGCUGCAAAAGGUCCAAGGCUGCGCUAUCCACGAGUUUGGAAGACCCAUAAAAGAGUUGGGACCAUUAACAAGGCUGCUAAGCUUGUUGAGACUAUUAGGCAGCUGUCAAAUGUCAAAGAGGAAGUUUAUGGUGCUCUUGAUUCCUAUGUUGCUUGGGAAUUAGAGUUCCCUUUAAUUACUAUGAAAAAGGCACUCAAGACUCUAGAAGAUCAACAAGAGUGGAAGCGGGUAAUACAGGUAACAAAGUGGAUGUUAAGCAAAGGUCAAGGUAGGACUAUGGGAAGCUAUUUCACAUUAUUGAAUGCAUUAGCAGAAGAUGAUCGAAUCGAUGAAGCUGAAGAGCUUUGGACGAAGCUAUUAAUGCAGUAUAUGGAAAGCUUGCCUCGUAAAUUCUUUGAUAAAAUGAUAUCUAUCUACUACAAGAGAGGCAUGUAUGACAAGAUGUUUGAGGUUUUUGCUGAUAUGGAGGAGCUUGGUGUUCAUCCUAAUUUGACUGUCGUGCAAGUGAUUGGAGGUGUCUUUAAGGAGGUGGGCAUGUUGGACAAAUAUGAGAAGAUACACCAAAAAUAUCCACCACCUAGGUGGAAAUAUAGAUACGUCAAAGGAGGACGGCGUAUAAAAAUUAAGGUGUCUGGUCAACCUUACCAAGGCAACUACAGAGAAGGGAAUGAGCAUGCAAAGUUGAAUGGUGAACCAAAUUUGGACUUAGAUGACAAUGAUACAUCAGAAGAGACUUCAGAGUUAGAGGAAGUUGAUGAACAAUUCAACCAGGACGCCAAUGCAAGAACCAUGGAAUCUAAACAAAUAUCAGAUGAUUCAUUUGAGACUAAGGAACCAGUUUUAGAUGUAUAAUAGUUGGGGAUAGAUGAUUUAAGAUAAUUCAAUACUUGAUGAGUUUCCAUUGGCAGUUAUUUCUGUCAUAGUUGGAAUGUAUUGUUUACAUGCCUCUAUCAUGGAAGGAUGGAAAGUGUUAAGGAUAUAGAAUGGAGAUUGGAGACACUCUUGGACAAGAAGAGUAUGCUUUUGAAACUAAGGUAUUCUACAAUGGGAAAAACCAAGAUGUGAUGUUCUUCUCUAGCCAGCAUCAAUGAAGAUUUUAGCACGGCACAGGAAUUUAUGUUCUACCUCAUACAAUGACACAUAUCAGUAGUGAAUCAUCUGUUGUGCAUACUUUUCUUUUUCAAAAUUGAAAAACAAAAAUGUUAUUCUAAAAGAUGAGUCAUUAAG
Arachis stenosperma is the source of this 1742-nucleotide messenger RNA. RefSeq names its product pentatricopeptide repeat-containing protein At4g21190-like. Gene Ontology annotation, molecular function: protein binding. The coding region runs from base 426 to 1367 and encodes 313 amino acids. The record is from RefSeq and is a predicted model, not a curated record. Lineage: Eukaryota; Viridiplantae; Streptophyta; Magnoliopsida; Fabales; Fabaceae. The transcript has 6 exons.